AUGAGUGGAACUGGGUCGCGGAGUAGUGGAACGUCAACCCCCCACUCCUCCCCUCCCCCACUUCCCACCCUCCCCCUCCUGCCCUCACCACCCUCCUUCCAUCUGCCUCUUCCUUCCUAUCCACCCUCCCUUGGCCUGCGUGCACAGGUACGUGUGGAACUGGGUGGAGGGGGAGUGGAGAGCAGCACUGGUUAUUCUGAGACUCAACAGGGCGGCUCUUUGUGUUGCGUGGAGUCCCCAAGGUGGGUGAGCAAGGUGAUUCGCAAGAAGCAUGCCUCUUCAGUCACCAGCGUUGCCUGGCAUCCAAACAAUCUUCUCCUAGCGACCACAUGCACAGAUAACAAGUGCCGAAUAUUUUCAGCUACAAUCAAAGGGGUUGACUCUAAGAGUUCGGAAAGCUCAUCGUCUGGUGGAUUCUCCGGGAAAUUUGGAGAGCAACUUCUUCAGCUUGAUUUGGCAUUCGGGUGGACUUUUGGGGCCAGGUGGUCACCUUCAGGGGCCAACCUCGCCUUCGUUGGCCAUGACUCCACCAUCCAUUUUAUCAACGACGUCGGCCCCUCUCUCACCCUCCACUCCAUCUCUCUGCGAUACCUCCCAUUACGCGAUGUUCUCUUCCUCUCUGAUCGGCUGCUGGUGGCGGCUGGCUUUGACUACAACCCCAUUCUCUUCAGUGCCGAUGCCAAUGGCACGUGGACGUUUGUGAGAGUAUUGGAUGGCUCGGAGGAGCCCACCUCCACUGCCACUGGCGCUGCUCUCUCUGCGAAGGACACGUUUGGUCGGUCGAUGGAGCGCGGGAACUCUCUCCGCUCCGGUCUGACCGACGCUGCACCCAAUGCCCCCUCCAUUCCCGACUCGGAGCUCUCGAAAGGACCUAGCACUGUUCAUCAGGACUGCAUCACCUGCAUUCGGCCAUUGGGAUCGGCAGACGAUUCCAUUAUUCAGCAAUUCUCGACAUCAG
Molecule: messenger RNA, 958 nt
Organism: Closterium sp. NIES-65
Lineage: Eukaryota; Viridiplantae; Streptophyta; Zygnematophyceae; Desmidiales; Closteriaceae
Source: the annotation of a GenBank genome assembly